AUGAAAUUCGAAAACAUUCUUCUUGGCCAUGUGCUCCUGCACUCAACUCAGGCCCUAUCUUUACCUGAUGAUGUCUACUCCUCCCUGAUUGCCAGAACCAACUCGAAGAAACCUCUCGAGUGGUCAACAUGUAACUUGGAUUUCGGAAGCAAGACUGCAAACGAGACCCAGAAGGGGUUUGACUGUGCCAGACUUGAGGUCCCUCUGGACUACACCAACUCAAGCAACACCAAAACCUUUCACCUUGACUUGAUGCGUCUCAACGCCACCAAAGGGCCUCACAAGGGUAGUGUUUUGUUCAACCCUGGUGGCCCAGGCUUCUCUACUUUGGAGAGCAUGCUUACCAAUGGUCCUAAACUGCGUCCUAUCAUUGGUGGCCAGUACGAUGUCAUCGGGUUUGAUACACGAGGCACGGGUCGCACAAUUCCUUUUAAUUGUCCUGACACGUCAAAUACCACAGGGCUUGACCGCAGGGACUUCAACGAUCUACCCCGAUUGAAUCUCUGGGAAUACGCCAAGACGAUUUUCUGGAAGUCGAGAGAGGCAAUCGCCGAGUCCUGCUUUGAAGCUAACAAAGAGAUGGGCCAGUAUUAUGGAACCCCUGCCAUCGCCCGCGACAUGAUGUCAAUCGUCGACGCUCUCGAUCAAGGCGACAAGCUCAACUACUGGGGUGUUUCUUACGGCACUGUCCUUGGACAAGUUGCUGCCUCCAUGUUCCCCAAGCGAAUGGGACGAAUCGUUCUGGAUGGCAACCUCAACGCCGAUGAUUAUGCCGCUAUUACCUGGUUGGGCAGCUUGAUCGAUACCGAAAGGUCUCUUGCCAACCUGUUCAAUGACUGCGUCAAGUCCGGAAAGGACCAGUGCUCUCUAGCAGAAUUUCACGGCAAAAACACAACUGGAGCAAGCUUAUUCGAGACCUUUAAGGAAAAGUUCGAAGAAGCCUUUGCCGGCAGCGAGGAAGAACAGCUCGCAGCCUACACUCUAAAGCAGAACAUCUUCAACAAGUUGUACUCAGCAUUUUCUUACCCAGAAAUUGCCAAGAAGCUGGAAGGAUUCUUUGUCGGAAAGGAAUCAAACGAAACUGCCGAACCCUUGGCUGAACCCUCGAAAUGGAACCCUCAACUCAGCUUUGCCAACUUUGCGAUCGCAUGCGGCGACUCCAGCUACCGCAUCAAUGAUCCCGAUGAUCUCUUCCCCAUGUACCAAGCACAAUACGAAGAAGCUUCAUUUGCCGAUGUCAACAUUAACGACAGACUGAAGUGUGCUCAAUGGAGAUUCUCAGCUACUGAACAAAUUAACCUCAACAAGCUUCGCAACGUCAACACCAGCAAUCCUAUCCUCUUGGUAAACGGUCGAUACGACCCUGUUACUUCGCUACAAAGCGCGUGGAAGGUUGCCGUAAAGUUCCCAGGAAGUCGACUUGUUGUCCAUGAAGGUAUUGGUCACGCAUCUCUUGCGCACCCUUCGAACUGCACCAACAAUGCUAUUCGAAACUACUUUACCAAUGGCAAGAUGCCCAAGGUUAACACGACCUGUACUCCUGAGAUGACUGCUUUUGAGUAUGGAAAUUAUGAACUGAAGGAGGCUGGUGAUAUGGUGUUUUGA
Messenger RNA from Fusarium pseudograminearum CS3096, 1605 nucleotides. RefSeq lists its product as uncharacterized. NCBI's taxonomy places the organism in Eukaryota, Fungi, Ascomycota, Sordariomycetes, Hypocreales, Nectriaceae. The transcript has 5 exons. The record is from RefSeq and is a predicted model, not a curated record. Bases 1 to 1605 code for a protein of 534 amino acids.